GGAACCAAACUCUAUCCUGGGACGGGAGUCGCCCCACCCAAGUGCUGAGUGCCAAAGCCACCUUAACCAGUCUCCUUCCUCCGGUUCAGCUCCUUUUCCGGGAGUCCGGAACCAAUGAUGUCAAGCCGAUCGGGUCUAAGCCCAGCCCUUGGAGAAGGAGAGAGACAGGCACGACAACAGAGAGAGAGAGAAAAGUUCCUGGUUGCAGUGGGACUGAAACAGAGGAAAGGGGACAUUGGCUCAUUAUAGAAGGAAAAGUCUUGGGGGAUAUGGAUUGUGUUGCUGGAAUUACCAGUUAGAGAGAGAGAGAGAGAGGAAAAGAGUGAGCUCCCGGGGAGCUGGGCUCUCGCCAUUACUGACAGCGCCCGGGAUUGUGACCCAGUGGAUCGGGCGGUCUGGCUGAGCGGAGUGCUGUGCUGGGGGAGGAAGAGUCUGUAACGCUGGGCUGUGGGGGGGUGAGCCCUACAGGCGAGGGCGCCGGAGCCCCUUCCACCGCUGGGUUUCCUUGUCACCUUGUGGAUUGUACCCUCCCCGACAACAUGCUGAACGCUGGUGGGAUUUACGCCGUGAAAAAGAGGAAGAAACCCGUGCAAAAGAGCCCCAAACCACCUCCUGCUGAUGGCGUCAAGUCUAAUCCGUCCAAAAGGCACCGGGACCGGUUGAAUUGUGAACUGGAUAAACUCACCAGUCUGCUGCCCUUCACUGAGGAUGUCCGCGCCCGUCUGGACAAACUCUCCGUGCUCCGUCUCAGUGUUGGCUACCUGAAAGCUAAGAGCUUCUUCAACGCCAGCAUCAAGAGGAGCAGGGCUGGCUGGGUGACGGACAAGCCCUCAGCACACUUUCAAGGGAAUGGACAACAAAAUGGUCAGCCAAUCAUCUCCGAGGGAGAUCUAUUGCUCGAGGCUCUGAAUGGAUUUAUUCUGGUCAUCACUGCUGAAGGAUAUGUCUUCUACGCGUCUCCUACCAUCCAGGACUAUCUUGGCUUUCACCAGUCGGAUGUGGUACACCAGAGUGUCUUUGAAUUGAUCCACACGGAUGACCGAGCAAUGUUCCGACAGCAGUUACACUGGGCCCUGAAUCCACCUGCCUGUCAGGAAUCCGACCCCCGAGCAGAUGGUAUUCCAGAGAACCACAGCCUUUGCUCCAGGGUCAUGACUUUUGAUUUGCCACCUGAGAAUUCCUCUUUCAUGGAGAGAAACUUUAUCUGUCGCUUCCGUUGCCUGUUAGACAACUCUUCUGGCUUUCUGACGCUGAACUUUCAGGGCCGGCUGAAGUUCCUACACGGGCAGAAUAAGAAAGCGGAGGAUGGCACUCCCAUUCCCCCUCAGCUGGCUCUGUUCGCCAUGGCAACGCCUCUCCAGCCUCCGUCCAUCCUGGAGGUGCGCACCAAGACGCUCAUCUUCCAGACUAAGCACAAGUUGGACUUCACGCCGAUGGCAUGUGACACCAAGAGCAAGUUUGUGCUGGGUUACACAGAAGCAGAGCUGUGUAUGCGAGGCACAGGCUAUCAGUUCAUCCAUGCUGCUGAUAUGAUGUACUGUGCUGAUAAUCACGUGAGAAUGAUGAAAACUGGCGAGAGUGGAAUGACAGUGUUCAGAUUACUGACCAAACAGAACGGUUGGGUUUGGGUCCAGGCCAAUGCCCGUUUGGUUUAUCGAGGUGGACGACCUGACUCCAUCAUUUGUAAGCAGAAGCCUUUGACGAAUGAAGAAGGUGAGGAAAAUCUCCGGAAAAGGUCCAUGCGGCUGCCAUUCAAUUUUGCUACAGGAGAGGCAGUUCUGUACGAUCACAAUCCGUUGCUUUUGGGGCAGCUGGAUUCAUUCGAGAUUCAAGGUAAAGGCACCAAGGUCGAGAAGGUUUUGACAGGGGUGAACGGGACUGACCCAAAAAAUGGAAUCAACCCCAAUUCACUUCUGGGUGCCAGGAUGAUUCAGAAUCCAUCUGCGUACACCUCGUACAAUGAAAUGCAUUUUAACCUUGACGAUAUCUUUGCCAACGACUUCUCUGUUUUAAAUGUGCCGGGGGAUUUCUGUCAGCCAGGCAAUCGUGGCAAAACUUCUUCCAAACAGGAGCAGAUGGACCUUGACCAGGCUGACCCACUGUCAACCAUCAUGGAUAUUCUGUCACAAAAAAACCUGGAUGAGAACAACCUGUGUGACACUCUGGAAAACCUGGAUGUGGAGAACACGGAGUUGGAGCAAUGGGAGGAAACCUUAAUGAAAAUGGACAAUACCUCGAUCCCAGAUGACUUCAGCGACGUCCUCACCUCCGAUUUUAUAUUGUCAUGUGUUGAGAACAUGCUGACAAAAGACAGCCCGGAAGCUAACAAGUUCCCGCAGGAGGGCUUAGACCCCGCAGUAGGAAGUAUAACCGGGCCGAACCAACACAACCCAUUGUCACAAAAGCCGCCUGGAUUUGAAAACCAAAACCCAGCAAUGCCUGGCUUUCAAGAUGCAAUAGCAGCGGCUGAGCAGAUCCCGAUGGCUUCUGGCCCCCCCACCCCGUCUCGGCCUGCUCCCCAGACUCCCGUCACGCCUGGGCCGCAGAGCGUGCUGCCGUUUGGACUCAAGAACACGCACGUGCCUCAGCCACAGAACGAAACGUAUCCCAGAAUUCCCAACCCGCUGGGAUCAUCCACCUGGAAUCCCCUAACGGCGAGCCGGUAUAAUCCUCCUAACCAGCGGGGUCUCGUUCCGCUCGACAUCCGGGGUCCGUGUGGAUCCCCGCCGGCCAAGCCGAGCUGUGCGGGGCAGGUCAGCGGGCAGCAAGUGAGCACAGGGAAGAUGUCGGUACCGGGGAACUUGCAGCAGUCCGUGCUACAUCAACCACCGUACUCUGGUCUGAAUGGCCAGCUGGAAGGGCAGUCUCUGCAGGUGCCUCAGCCACAGUGGCAGCCGCAGAUGCAGAAUGGACAGCAAGAUCCCAUGCUGUCGCACAGAGUGCAAGACUGCUUUCAAAUACGGCAGCCAUCUUGUGGAUUGACACACGCCUUGCCGGAAAGGGGCUCUGCAGCUUGUUAUCUGAACCAAAACAGCAGCGGACAGCUUCCUUACAGCUGCAACAUCACAAGCAAGCACAGGACCACAGUGAACCAGUUUGCGAUGGGACUGCCUCCCAGCACCAACAGCAGCUGCAUGUUCACCCCCUGUGAGUACGAGGGACGGGCCCCUCCUCCCAGAACUGAUCCACUGUUUCCAGACAGCAGCUCCCUCACUCCUCUGCCUCCCUACGGUAAAACAGAAGGAUUGCAGAACCACAGUCCCUUCCAGGCCACCUGUUACUAUGAGAAAGACCCUGUUCAUUCUGCUAUAGGCUCCUCAGCUGUCCCCAAUGGGGAACUGAACAUUUAUCAGUUGGCCUGUCAAUUCGAGCCAAACUUUUCCGCAUUACCGCUCACCGAGAAUUCUAUCUGCCAAAUUCCAGCAGGUCAGGCACCUUGGAAUUGAAGCAAUUAAUUUAAGGGAGAAGCUCCGAACUGAGGAAGUGGAACACUGAGCAUGUUGACUUUGUUUGCCAAGAGUGUUGGGCAAGCAAAACCCGUAAAUUAUU
This is a messenger RNA of Hemiscyllium ocellatum (epaulette shark), 3549 nucleotides long. It is a transcript of the gene ahr2, whose product is annotated as aryl hydrocarbon receptor 2. The transcript has 11 exons. Gene Ontology annotation, cellular component: aryl hydrocarbon receptor complex; nucleus. Gene Ontology annotation, biological process: regulation of transcription by RNA polymerase II. Gene Ontology annotation, molecular function: nuclear receptor activity; protein dimerization activity; transcription cis-regulatory region binding. Bases 540 to 3446 code for a protein of 968 amino acids. Lineage: Eukaryota; Metazoa; Chordata; Chondrichthyes; Orectolobiformes; Hemiscylliidae. The record is from RefSeq and is a predicted model, not a curated record.